Capsaspora owczarzaki ATCC 30864 is the source of this 669-nucleotide messenger RNA. Its product is annotated as H+ transporting ATP synthase O subunit isoform 2. NCBI's taxonomy places the organism in Eukaryota, Filasterea, Ministeriida, Capsasporidae. The record is from RefSeq and is a predicted model, not a curated record. Gene Ontology annotation, biological process: proton motive force-driven mitochondrial ATP synthesis. The transcript is spliced from 3 exons. The coding region runs from base 22 to 612 and encodes 196 amino acids. Gene Ontology annotation, molecular function: proton-transporting ATP synthase activity, rotational mechanism. Gene Ontology annotation, cellular component: membrane.
CAGCAGCCUGCCCUCGUUCGCAUGUCCUCCACCAAGGCCACCGGUCUCGUCAAGCCCCCGGUCCGCGUCUUUGGCGUUGCUGGUCGCUACGCUGAGGCCCUGUACUCGGCUGCAUCCAAGAACAACGCGCUGGAGGCCGUCGAGAAGGAUCUCGCCCAGGUCCGCAACCUCGCCAACGCGGACGCCGCCUUCAACGAGUUCCUCAACACCCCGCUGCUCAAGCGAUCGGACAAGAAGAAGCUCGCCAUCGACAUCACCAAGAAGAUCAAGCUGAACGCUCUAUCGCAAAACCUUCUUGGCGCUCUCGCCGAGAACAACCGACUGGACUAUACCCUCCAGGUCGCCGAUGCCUACGACACCAUCAUGCGCGCCCAGCGCGGCAUUGUCUCGUGCAACGUUGCCUCUGCCAACCCGCUCGACCAAUCCUUCCAGAACCAGCUUCAGCAGGCUCUCAAGGGCUUUGUCAAGCCCAACGAGAAGAUUACCUUUAACUUCCGCGUCGAGCCCACCAUCAUCGGCGGCCUCGUUAUCGAGCUUGGCGACAAGUACAUUGACAUGUCCGUGCUCUCGCGUAUUCAAAAGCUCUCCCAAACUCUUCGCGAGGCCCUCUAAAGAAGCGGCUUCUGAAGUGUUUUGAUUCCUGGUUUUUCCAUCAUCUCUUGUCAAUUU